Onthophagus taurus is the source of this 2272-nucleotide messenger RNA. The record is from RefSeq and is a predicted model, not a curated record. NCBI's taxonomy places the organism in Eukaryota, Metazoa, Arthropoda, Insecta, Coleoptera, Scarabaeidae.
AUGGGAAGUAGGUCGAAACGUAACAAAAACGUCGAAAUGUGCGAACCGGGACUGGGCGCCAGCGUGAUGUAUGACUUGCUGUACAACCAGCCGCAGAAGCUAAUGCUCUUGGCGGGAUGUAGCACCGUCUGCACAACCGUUGCCGAAGCGGCCAAAAUGUGGCACCUAGUCGUGUUAUGUUAUGGUGCAAGUUCUCCGGCUCUGUCGGAUCGAAAUAGAUUUCCAACCCUUUUCAGAACUCAUCCUUCGGCAACCGUUCACAAUCCCACACGAAUAAAGUUAAUGAAGAAAUUCGGUUGGUCGAGAGUUGCGAUUUUACAACAAGCGGAAGAAGUUUUUAUAUCGACCGUUGAAGAUUUAGAAGCGAGAUGUAGCGAAGCUGGAAUAGAAAUUAUCACGAGACAGUCGUUUCUAUCGGAUCCAGCCGAUGCCGUUCGUAAUUUACGAAGACAGGAUGCUCGAAUUAUCGUUGGACUUUUUUAUGUUGUCGCCGCGAGGAGAGUUCUUUGCGAAGUUUACAAUCAAAAAUUGUACGGGAAAUCUUACGUGUGGUUUUUUAUUGGUUGGUAUGAAGAUAAUUGGUUUGAAUUUCGCCCGAAAAAUGAAGAAUUAAAUUGUACUAUUGAUAACAUGAGGGAAGCGGCUGAGGGGCAUUUAACAACGGAGGCUAUUAUGUGGAACCAAAAUAAAGAGGAAAGAACGAUUUCUGGUAUGACGAUAGUCGAUUUUCAAACGAGAUUAGACGAUAUCUUAGAAGUAAAGUAUCCUGAUAUAAAGAAGAAGAGAUAUCCGGAAGGAUACCAAGAAGCUCCUUUAGCUUAUGAUGCGGUUUGGGCCGUUGCUUUAGCGUUUAAUAAAACUAUGGAUCGAUUACAUAAAUACGGAAAAAGAUUAACUGAAUUCAAUUAUAAUAAUAAAGAAAUUGCGGGGGAAAUUUAUUCAUCGAUUAACUCAACGCAAUUUUUAGGCAUAUCGGGUUUCGUUGCCUUUAAUUCUGAAGGCGAUCGUAUCGCCUUAACUCAAAUAGAACAGGUGAUAAAUGGAAGUUACAAGCAGUUGGGGUUUUACGACACUCAAGCUGAUAACUUAACGUGGUUUGAUGUUGAAGUUUGGAAUGGUGGAAAAGUGCCUCAAGAUAGAACAAUCAUAAAACGCGUACUUAGAACGGUAUCUCUACCGCUUUUUAUAUGUAUGUGUUCCCUUUCUAGCAUAGGAAUCUUCGUAGCGAUAGGGUUAAUCAUAUUUAACCUUUGGAAUAAGCACAGAAGAGUGAUACAAUCAUCACAUCCAGUAUGCAACACGAUAAUGUUAAUUGGAAUAAUCGUCUGUUUGGCCAGCAUAUUUCUACUCGGUUUAGAUGGAAACUUCGUGUCACCCGAUUCUUAUCCUUCCGUGUGUCAAGCUCGCGCCUGGUUAUUAACGACAGGAUUCACCCUUUCUUACGGCGCGAUGUUCAGCAAAGUGUGGCGCGUUCACCGAUUAACGACGAAAGCGAAAAGUGACCCAAAAGUACGAACGAGAAAAGUCGAACCGUGGAAACUUUACUCGAUGGUGACGGGUCUUUUGGUUGUCGAUUUCGUUAUCCUUUUAGUUUGGCAACUUCAAGACCCCUUACAAAGGAAGUUGGAGAUGUUCCCGUCGGAGCAACCCACCAAUUCAGCCGACGAUUUUAAAUUGAGCCCGGAAUUAGAACAUUGUGAAAGUGAUCAUAACAAUAUUUGGUUGGGCGUUAUGUAUGGAUAUAAAGGAUUAGUUUUGGUCUUUGGGUUGUUUUUAGCGUACGAAACUCGCUCAUUAAAAGUAAAGCAAAUCAACGAUUCGAGAUACGUGGGGAUGAGCAUUUACAACGUCGUUGUUCUUUGUUUAAUUACGGCUCCCGUUACGAUGGUUAUCGCGAGCCAACAAGACGCUAGUUACACUUUUGUUGCUUUGGCGAUCAUUUUUUGUUGUUUUUUGAGUAUGGCUUUGAUUUUUGUGCCGAAGGUAAUCGAAGUUGUGCGUCAUCCUAGGGAUAAAGCCGAAAGUAAAUAUAACCCGGACGCUGGUGUUUCGAAAGAGGAGGAGGAAAAAUACCAGAAACUCGUCACGGAAAACGAAGAACUUCAACGAUUAAUAGCUCAAAAAGAAGAAAAAAUUAAGUUAUUGAAGGAUCGCUUGGCUGAAAGAGAAGUUCCAGCUGGGAAAAGCGGCAUUUUUUUGGCUCCUCCACCAACGAUAACACAAGAUGUACACGACGAGCACGUGUAGAACGUGUAAAAAGAAGUUUUUUUGG